This is a messenger RNA of Callithrix jacchus (white-tufted-ear marmoset), 1792 nucleotides long. It is a transcript of the gene DLK2, whose product is annotated as delta like non-canonical Notch ligand 2. The record is from RefSeq and is a predicted model, not a curated record. NCBI's taxonomy places the organism in Eukaryota, Metazoa, Chordata, Mammalia, Primates, Cebidae. Gene Ontology annotation, cellular component: protein-containing complex; plasma membrane. Gene Ontology annotation, molecular function: calcium ion binding. Gene Ontology annotation, biological process: heterophilic cell-cell adhesion; establishment or maintenance of epithelial cell apical/basal polarity.
AGAAUAACGGGGUGGCGCGCCUCUGGCUUCUUAGUUUGCUCCCAUUGAGACUCUUAAGAUCUUCUUCUUUCUUGGAAGGAAGCUGGGUUGGGGAGUUGGGUGGCCGCGGAAGGCCGGGGCCCCGGGGCGCGCCGGGUGCUAGGUGUGCGCCGUGCGUCGCGGGGGGGUGGAGGCGGGCUCCGCCCCUGGCAGGGGGCCUGAACGCGUGCGAGGAGCCGCCGCCGCCGCUCGGGGUCGCCUGGAGCCCCAGAUUCCCGAGCGCUCGGCUCGCAUGGCAGCCGCUUGGGCGCCCGGCCCCGCGGCCAGCUAGGGGCGGCCCCGCGCUCCCGCCCGGCCCCUCGGCAGCGACCGUCGGAUCCGGCCUCGCUCUGCGCCUCGGGGCACGCCGCCUCCCCGCGGGAGGUGUCCACGCGUCCGGCCGUCCAUCCGUCUGUCCCUCCUGGGGCCGGCGCUGACCAUGCCCAGCGGCUGCCGCUGUCUGCAUCUCGUGUGCCUGUUGUGCAUUCUGGGGGCUCCGGGUCAGCCUGUCCGAGCCGAUGACUGCAGCUCCCACUGUGACCUGGCCCACGGCUGCUGUGCACCUGACGGCUCCUGCAGGUGCGACCCGGGCUGGGAGGGGCUGCACUGUGAGCGCUGUGUGAGGAUGCCUGGCUGCCAGCAUGGUACCUGCCACCAGCCAUGGCAGUGCAUCUGCCUCAGUGGUUGGGCGGGCAAGUUCUGUGACAAAGAUGAACAUAUCUGUACCACGCAAUCCCCCUGCCAGAAUGGAGGCCAGUGCAUGUAUGAUGGGGGCGGUGAGUACCAUUGUGUGUGCCUACCAGGCUUUCAUGGGCAUGACUGCGAGCGCAAGACUGGACCCUGUGAACAUGCAGGCUCUCCAUGCCGCAAUGGUGGGCAGUGCCAGGAUGACCAGGGCUUUGCCCUCAACUUCACAUGCCGCUGUUUGGUGGGCUUUGUGGGUGCCCGCUGUGAGGUGAACGUGGAUGACUGCCUGAUGCGGCCGUGUGCUAACGGUGCCACCUGCCUUGACGGCAUAAACCGCUUCUCCUGCCUCUGUCCUGAGGGCUUUGCUGGACGCUUCUGCACCAUCAACCUGGAUGACUGUGCCAGCCGCCCAUGCCAGAGAGGGGCCCGGUGUCGGGACCGUGUCAAUGACUUCAACUGUCUCUGCCCUAGCGGCUACGGUGGCAAGACUUGUGAGCUUGUCUUACCCGUCCCAGAUCCCCCCACCAUAAUGGACACCCCUCUAGGGCCCACCUCAGCUGUGGUGGUACCUGCCACGGGGCCAGCCCCCGACAGCGCAGGGGCUGGUCUGCUGCGGAUCUCAGUGAAAGAGGUGGUGCGGAGGCAAGAGGCUGGGCUAGGUGAGCCUGGCCUGGUGGCCCUGGUGGUGUUUGGGGCCCUCACUGCUGCCCUGGUUCUGGCUACUGUGUCGCUGACCCUGAGGGCCUGGCGCCGGGGUGUCUGCCCCCCUGGACCCUGUUGCUACCCUGCCCCACACUAUGCUCCAGCGUGCCAGGACCAGGAGUGUCAGGUUAGCAUGCUGCCGGCAGGGUUCCCCCUGCCACCUGACUUGCCCCCUGAGCCUGGAAAGACCACAGCACUGUGAUGGGGGUGGCGGCUUUCCAGCCCCCUUCCUCUUCCACCCCUCAGACUGGAGUAGUCCUUUCUCACCACCCUUCAGCUUGGGUACACACACUGAGGAGACCUCAGCCUCAUACCAGAAAUAUUAUUUUUUUAAUACACAGAAUGUAAGAUGGAAUUUUAUCAAAUAAAACUAUGAAAACGCAAA